Messenger RNA from Branchiostoma belcheri (Belcher's lancelet), 1821 nucleotides. Its product is annotated as leucine-rich repeat and fibronectin type-III domain-containing protein 5-like. The coding region runs from base 1 to 1809 and encodes 602 amino acids. Gene Ontology annotation, cellular component: plasma membrane. The transcript has 2 exons. Gene Ontology annotation, molecular function: protein binding. The record is from RefSeq and is a predicted model, not a curated record. Lineage: Eukaryota; Metazoa; Chordata; Leptocardii; Amphioxiformes; Branchiostomatidae.
AUGGUAAAAUGCAACGUGACCGGAUUAAAUUGUUCCAAGCAGGAGUUAGGCUCUUGCCUACAGGACGGAGUUCCUGAUGAGCUGAUGCUAGAGGGACACUAUGACAGAAACGGGACACUCAACCAUCUACCCGAACUGCCAGCGUUGAACGUCCUAACGCUAAGCGGUGGUAACAUCAGGGAUAUCAGGAAUGGGACGUUUGAAACGCUGGCUUCCCUCCGGCAGUUGUCGAUGAACGGAAACUCUUUACGAGUCGUCGGAACCUGGUUUGAAGGUCUUGAAGCCAUGGUGAGACUGUACAUGUUUCAAAACAAGAUAGAAAGCAUCAAAAGGGGAGCGUUUCUCCCCCUCAAAAAGCUCAAGUUUCUUGACAUGAGUUAUAACAGGAUCCGCUCUAUUCAGGCGUGGUUCUUUGAAGGAUUAUCAGGCCUUUUGGAUUUAAAGUUGAACAAGAACAAAAUAUCACACAUCGCAGCCGACGUUGUUUUCUAUCUGGGGCUUGUAGGUGACAUCAAUCUCAGCGACAACAUGCUACAGACCAUCAACCCGCAGUGGUUUCAGAACUUACCUCCCAGAGCGAACGUUUACCUGGACAAUAACCUUCUACCCACUGUAACGCAGGAAACCAUCGUCGCUCUUCGGGGGAAGUUCCUUCGUGUGUUGAACAACCCGUUUCGCUGUACGUGUGCGCUGACCAGCUUUAAGACAGAGGGGAAGGUUGACAACCUGUACUGCAGCUACCCUCCACAUCUCGCAGGGAAGAAGAUCUCAGAGGUGUCCCUAGAAGACAUGCCAUGUCCUCCCCCUGUAGCCCAAGUUUCACGUGCUGACAACGGGACCACUCUCCUGUGUGAAGUGUACUGGGAACAGCGACCGGACAUCAGCUGGGUCGGUCCAGCAGGCAGUAACAUCACCAACACGUCUGGCAAUGGCAUAACCACACACUUGGAACACGCUGUCACUCCAACAGGCCAUUCGAUAUCUUUCUGGACAAACGGUUCAAGCCAACAUACAGAGGCAUCAACAUUCAACUACAUGGGCAAGUCGACCUACAAGCUAACCAUGAGCCAGAAGGCCCUGCAGGCAUGGGCAGAGGAUGCCUGUCGCUGUGUCAUAACGUACCAGGUGGACAGUUUCUCAGCAAUGACGUUAGACCUGGUCAUAUCGUUGUCCACUUCAACACCGAACGAUCCCCAUUCCAAUAAUGCUCCCAAGAAUGAAACAACUACGGAGAAGAUGCCGGUGGAAUACUUCUUACUGCCGCCGAACCAGGAUUCCUGCACGCUGGACUUGGUCUACACGGGGGUGACCUCCGUGAGCGUGAGUUUCCUGGUCGGCCUGCUGGUGGGCUGGUGGCUCAUCCGUCCCAAAAGCUCGACGUCCGAGCAGCCCAGCAACCCGUCCUCCCGACGGAGUUCCCAGGAGUCUCUCCACCACUAUGAAGUCAUUUCUGACUCGGACGCCGUUGCAUCACUGCCUCCUAGCGACAAAAACCUGAAGAAACGUAAACGGUGGUCGAAACACACCGAAAUUUUCGACAACCCUCAGUAUGGGCCAGGGAAUGUGAAACAACAUCGUUCAAAACGUACCGAAAUUUUCGACAACCCUCAGUACGGACCAGGGAAUGUGAAACAACGUUGGUCGAAGCACACCGAAGUUUAUUACAGCCCUCAGUACGGACAGGCGGAGAGAAGGCGCCGGUGGUCAACGCCAGUACUGGUGGCGUACAACGGCGGGAUAGGUGCAGUUCCUCCGUUAGCCGAGGGAGGGGGGCGCACGCAACAACUGCCGCAAAUGAAGAAGGACUAACCAAUGGCAUGA